UAUCAAGACACGACGUUACACAGUGCAUAACGAUUCUCCAGCAGUCGGUCGACGUACGAGGUUAACAGCUGAUACGAACAGGGCUCAAGGGACACAAAUAACAGAAACGGGACCUCAACAACACAAGGGAAUCAUGCUUGGUUACAGCCAGAAGUAAGGACAAGGGAUAUUUUUGAAUAAAGGGAUUUCAGACAAACAUACAUAAUUGGAAGUUACAAACCAGCUGGAGACGCUGACAGGGCGCCGAUGAAAGAUCUCGAGAAAUACCGCAGCCACGAGAGUCCUGUGCAGGGGGGCGACUUUUCCAGCGACAAGCAACGUCUGCUUCAGAGUGGUGAUGUAGAGUUGAACCCAGGACCCGGGGCUAUGGCUCCGAUUCGGCCAAUUUACGACGCUGCCAACGGCGAGCACGAGAAGCGCAAACCCAGGUUUAACCGCUUCGGUCAACAUGAACCACCUACGGUUAGAAUUAAAAACAUUAUAAACCAAUAUGUCGGUGACACAAAAGGGAUAGGCUUGGAAGAAGUUGUCAAGGAGCUAACCCAAAAUGCAGACGACGCAAAAGCUAGCAAGGUCAUGUUCAUCUUGGACAAGCGCCAUCUGCCGACAGAAAAUGUGUGGGACGAAUGGAAACCACUGCAGGGACCAUCACUUUGUGUGUACAAUAACGCCAUCUUCACAGAUAACGAUAUUGAAGCUAUACAGAAGCUUGGAGUGGGAAGCAAAAGCAGUGAUCCGGAUAAAACAGGUCAGUUUGGCAUCGGUUUCAACGUAGUUUACCAGAUGACUGACUGCCCGACUUUGUUGUCAGAUGGUGUCAACCUCUGCAUGUUUGACCCCCAUUUGACCUACGUCCCAGGAGCAAACAACGGCUGCCCUGGUGGUCACGUGAACUUUAAGGAGGAACCUGAGUUCAAAACCACGUGGUCUGACGUCAUCCGGGGCUUUCUUGAUGAGUAUGUCCAGCAGAGCGGUAGCACGGUGUUCCGAUUUCCCCUUCGCACAAAAGAGAUGAAUUCCAAAAUUUCUAAUCGGCAUUACGACGAGGACUGCCUUCAGGAAAUGCAGAGAGAUCUGGAGACGAUAGAGUUCAGGUUGCUUCUUCAUAAGUGCCUUUUGUUUACCAAGACUGUGGACUAUAUAGGUGUUAUGGUGAUUCAUCCCGAUGGGAAUAAAGAGAUGGUCACCGAAGUUAAACGCAAGAUUAGUGCCGUAGACCACCGGGAGAUUAAGUCCUCCUAUCAGCGUCUGUCUACUGAGAUCAAGGCACUUAUGGAGGGGAGGAUCGGUGUCGGGGAUAUUACGAAAAAUUCCAUCACUUACAACAUGGUAACAGAGGAUGAAUUCAAUACCACAAACUGGACAGUCAAUCAAACGUUUGGUUUUCAUGGUGACUUUACGGAAGACGAAUCAGAGUUCCUAAAUGAGUUCGUGGGAGGGUCGUUCUCAGGGAAAAAAUUCAGUCCCAUAGCAGGCCUCGCCUCAAGACGUGAUAAUGAGGACUUGAAGGGCGAGACUUUCUGCUUCCUACAGCUCCCUAUCGAGAACGGCUUACCCGUGCACGUCAAUGGGCAUUUUGCCAUUCACUCCUCGCGCCGUAGCCUAUGGUCAAACACCGCGUUUGGCGAUUGGAAUCGUGUGUUGCUCCAUCACGUGCUAGUCCCAGCUUAUUGCUCCUUUCUACGCAGUAUUACCAGACAGGUCGAUACCCGCAACGUGGGCGAGUGGUAUCUGAGGUUGUUUCCACACAUAGAGGUCGCCACUGAAUCAUACUACCAAGAACUAGUCAAAGAUUUGUAUUUCUGUAUACUACACAACAAUCUGCCUGUGAUACCUUUGCUGCGACCCUCGAGUGUCUCAAAUGAUGCUCGACAGAAGGUUGAAUUCUUUGGACCAAAGGACUUAUAUUUUGUACACGGAGAAGACCACAAUGAAGAUGUGGAGAAAAGCCUCAUGGUGUUGGGUGUUAACAUAUGCAACUUUCCCGAGAUCACAGAACGGAUACUUGCAGCCAAAAUGAAAGACAUAGACUUUCUCACCCCCAGGGUAGCCACAAGCUGCCUUAAAGACGCAGCCACACGGAUGGGUCUUCCAAAGCCAAUCUCUGCAACUGAACUACGCACUGUAGAUAACGCCAAGAUUCUCCUAGAGUAUUGUCUCCUAGAAGAGAGCAACCAAGACUACCAUCGGCUCGACGGAUUGCCUCUGUGUGUCACCAUGACAAACCAGCUGAAAGAAUUUCGGCGUAGAUCGCCCGUGUUUUUGUCCCUCGAGUACAAAACCUUGUUGCCAUACAACCAAGACUUGUUCAUCCACGAAGAUUUGGCACCACUUUUGAAUGUGGCCCAAACCUACACCAACACUCCCGUGCGAAAAUUGGUGGUCGCAGACAUUCCAAACUACAUACAAGCAACUUCGCCAUGUGUCAGAGAUCGGGCAUGGCUCACCCUAAUGUGGAAGUUUCUGCGGGAAAAUACAAACAGAUACAACAACAGGACCGUCAUGGUCAUGAUGAGCGACCUGCCUAUAUUACCAGGCUCGGACGGCCGCUUCUAUAAAGUAAGCGAGGGCAAGAAUCUGGUAAAUCUUUGCAACUCUUCGAAAGACAUUCAGACCAUAGUCCGGAAAAUGGGUCUCCCAACUUUAGACACCACUGACCUUGUAGACGACGACCUCACGGAUCAGGACAUAAGUGAUAUGGCGUCGCCGUGUGUUAUGGACGCUUCUCACCCGGAGGACAUUCUGUACAUGCUCACUGUCUACCCGUUUCAUAGUUGUGAGUUUUCCGAAGACGAAUGUGAAACGUUCUUGUUCUUCUUUAAAAACGACUUAGAGUCAAUUCGUCGCAGUGGCGUCUUUCUUAAGACGUUGCGUCUCCUCCCAAUUUAUGAAACUAUUGAAGGGGACUUCAGGUCCAUAGCGUCUGCUGUUUCUGUAGCAGUUUUAGACGAUUCCAUUCCAACGAAAGGAAUCACAGGCUACAUGAGAAGUUCGGACCGUGUGUUGCUGAAGGAGAAAAAGGCCUACAGUGACUUGUACACAGCGUUAGGUAUCAGCAAGAAAAAUACAAUAGAUGUCUACACGGAUCAUGUUUUCCCCAAAUUUGCCAGCAUAGAUAAAGAAAUGAGACAAUCCCAUUUGGAGUGCAUUCGAGACUCUGUUUUACCAAUGCUGUUGUCAUUCGGUACAGACCAAGCAAAGCAAAUGUUUACCUCAGAACUUCAGAAACUGCCCUUCAUCCCUUAUGAAGGUAAUCUCCUGCUUGCCAGUAAUUUUUAUGACUUGGAUAUGGGAAUACUACACUUGGCUGGAGACCUGCAUCCACUUCCGGAGGAAUUCUGUGGACCGGAGUGGAGGGAGCUUCUGCGGGUUGCUGGUCUGAAAACCGAGAUAGAAGCGGCGGAACUGAUUAAGUGCGCUGAGGCUGUAUCCCACAUGUCCGAGGAUAUGGAGGAGGCUCAGAAAUUUGCUCAGAUCGUUCUCUCCACAGCUGUCCUGAACGAGUUCGAUGAGGACGUUCUCCGUCAGCUUUCAGAAAUCCCGUUUAUUCCAGCAGUCACCAUCGACUAUGACGACGAACUCAUCUCGGUUUGCCCACCAAAGCAGCCGGAAGGUUUCCAGAAGUUAUCCGGCUCACUGCAGUACGAGAGUAGACAAGAACACCAGCUCCUGCAGCACGACCUGCUGGCGUGGUCUGUGAACCCGACCCUCCCCCAGUGGGCAAAAAUUCCCGACAAUCUUGUCGAUAUUCUUGGCGUGCAACAGGUGCCCUCCGUCGCCGACGUCACUCAGCACUGCAUACAGUUAUGCGAGGCCGUAACCGACCAGCUUUCAGACGAAGCCUUGAAAGAGCUUGAGAAAGUCUUGGUGCAUAUUUACGAUUUUCUUCUCCUCAAGUGUGAUUGUAACAACCCUGGGUGUGACACGUGUAAGGAAAUGAAAGCUCUACAGACGGCAAGGUGUAUAGUCCUUAACGAUGGUACAAUAAGAGUCCGACCUGACCAGGUUGUGUUGAACUUCCCCUCAGACAUUGACAGUGACACCCUGCACCCUUACCUGUACGCCAGACCGAUGUCUUUGGCCAAGUACGAUGAAUUGUUCAAGCGUCUUGGAGCCGUGAAGAGUCCCAAACCCAAUACCUAUGCAAAUGUACUCAACAAGCUGCGGACCGAAUCUGGCACAAAUCCCCUCAAAACUAAUCAGAAACAGACUGCCAGCACGGCCGUAUAUGGCCUCUUUGCAUCCCUUCAGCAGGAUAUAGAGAGCGAAUUAACCGCCGGCCCACUCUUUUUGCCAUCCGACAAAGCAGUCAUGGUCGUCUCCAGUCAACUCAUCGUGAACGACAACAAAAUGAUAGCGAAGAAAUUCAAGAAGAAAAAAUACAAGUACCUAUGCAAAUUACAAAGCUGUAACCUCCCAAAGCAUCCGCGAGAGUACAUCAACCUCCUGCCGGACGAGUUAAGACCCAAAAUACUGUCUGAUAUGGUCCAGCAAAUGGCUGUGGUACGGUAUCGUUGUAUGAAAGGUCCCACCUGUCCCUUCAUGCAAGAAUACCGCAUGCGAAUCUCGCAAGACGCUUUUGGGCAUGUGCUGAUGCUGAUGGGCCACUCCCCGGACCCUGAUCGAGACGACUAUGAAGACAACAUUGAGAGAUUAAAGGUGAUGGAUUUCAUCUGCUUUGAAAAGAUAGACUGUUACCUCUGUGAGCGCGGCAUCCCGACGGAAUUGAUAAGCACCCCGAAGCUGGUCCACCACGAGGUUUCGGACGAAGGGUACAUGCGUCUGUUCAUUAAACACUACGACGAGUACCCCGGUGACGCAGACAUGGUCUCAGCAGUCGCAGACGCCAUAAAGACAAUGCUGUGUGCCAAUAACGCCUUCAGCAUUGAUUCAGGAAAAAUUGCGAAACUUCUGCGUUGCAAGAUAGAUCAUUUGGAUGAGUUUUUGGUCGAGGAGGGGUUGUCCACUCUGGACGAUGAUAUGAUGACCAGACCCCGACUUGGUGCCUUCAUAGAUCCCGAGGACCACUGGAUGUACAGUUGUGACCCGGAUGUUCGUUUCCAACCGAAAGAGUACGUCGCGUACAUGCUCCCCGAAUAUGAGAACGAAAUGAUCCACGCACGUAUCAUACGAGAGUGCAAGCGCAAGGAGCAACCGGUCGACGUCUCCAACAUGUUCCGUGAGUACAUUAUAGACGUUGGCCUUGAGAACCCUCUAACUGCGCAGUCGCUAGAUCUUUAUCGGGAGGUGAAACGGAAGUCAGACAAUGUUGCUCAUCAGAGGGCGCUGAUGAGGGAGUUGUCGGAGGCGGAAGAGAUGUACAGGAGGUUGAAAGAGGGGAUGGAGAUCGAGGAACAGAAGCGUCAGGUGACUCGCCUGUUAGAAGAAGUCUUCCGCGAUCCUAUGAGAUAUGACGAGAGAGACAAGCUGCGAAAAAGGCUGUUCCUUAAGUGGCAUCCUGAUAAAGCAGGGGGAACUUUAAUGGCGACAGAGGUGUUUAAGCAUCUGAAGGCAGAGUUGGACCGCCUUCAGAAGAUUUACCCCGUUAAGGAGCAAGCCGAGGGGCAGGGAAAUAUGUUUAAUCGUCCCAACCCGGCCAAUUUCCGGUUUAACUUUCAGCGACCAGAACCACCACCUGAACCUUCUAAACCUGCAGAUAAACCAGCAGAACCAAAGCCAACUCCAAGGAGCGAGUCAGCUAAAGACAGACCAACGUCUGAGAGCGCUGAGCCUGACGAAAGCCCGUCAACAGCCACUGAGGACGACACCAGCUCUCAGCGUACAGCAACGUCACCGAUGGAAGACGGAGCAGACGACAGUCCAUUUUCGCCUGGGACCGAUGGGGAAGAGUUUUUCGAUACCCAACCCAGUCCCACGACAGAGACAAAGGAGGCUGAAGCUUCUGAAACAAAAACCGAGAUGAAAGAAGGAAUCAAGAUCGACGCGCCACCUACCGACCGCCUUGACCCGCCAAAGGAAUGGUUUCGUCAGGCCAAACGAGAUCUCGAUUGUGCGAAAAUUAUGAAACAGAACCAUGGGUACGAGUGGGCCUGCACGAUUUGCUACGAAGUCGUACGAAAAAUGUUGGUGGCUUCGAUUCUUCAGAAGACAGAAGAGGAGAAUCACCACGAUCUCCAAAUGACGCGAUAUCUUCCAAAACUGCUCGAGAAACUUCGAGAUCUUCCGGGGCUACCAGAGCGUCUGUCUGACGACAUCUCGUUUUUGAGGAAACUUAACGCGAAUUAUUUGUUCAGUUUUGACUUGAGUCUUCUGGAUGAAUCAAAGACUAUAUCCGAUAACUAUACGGAAUCACUCGCUCAGGAUAUAGUUGAAACUGUAGAGGCGAUGAUAGAGUAUAUGGAGGAAUUCAAUGACUUUGAAACAUUUGCUGCCAGCGAUAAGCCAAAAGCGAAACUUGUUACGAGCAAGAGUUGCUCUUCUUGAUUCUGGGGAGAUUGGAAUAGAAUACUUGGUUUUAAUUUGUGUGACAGGAAUGGUAGUCCUAGGAAUGGAAGUCCGGGGUCCCAUAUGAUUAGUACAGGUUAGAGUUAGUCGGGAAAUUGGAGUUAGUAUAUGUGAAGAAUACCACCUGUAGAAAGUAAUUGGGAACGGGCUACUGUUCCUAAGGGACUACUAGUCCUGUCACACCGGAUUAUUUCAAUACAAACUGCAUAAUAGAAACUUUGCACUGUUCAAAAUUCGAUCCGUAUUGUCAAUGGUAAUAUUGGCGACUCGACCAAAAACAUGCCUGUACAUAUCCCACUUGAUAUCACUAUAAGUAAUUAAGUGAAAUGUAUACUUAUUUAAGUUUUAAGUUUAUUCAUGCAAAAUCUUAACAAAUAUGCAUAGAGACAAAAUGUCGCCUGUUCUUGUCUGUCGAAAAGUAGAAAUUGCAUCAUCCUUGUAAUGCUUGCUAUGCCUAAAGACGAUUUCAUGAUAAUUAUGAUAUUUAUUGCACCAGUUGACAACUGUUUUCACUCAUUAUUUAUUGUAUUUGUUCUGGGUAAACAUUUGUUGCCUUAUUUUAUAACCUCUAUUCAUUGCUUCAUACGUAGGUAAAGGGAUGCUUCAAGCGAGUAUCCAUAAAUAUUAUAGUACAAAAGUUCUGGCAUUUUUAGAAGCACGGUUUAAGAUCCGUUUGUAUAUGUAUAUAUAAACAAUUCAGCACUGGUGUAAUUUGUAUAUCUUUGAUAUUUAUGUUAGGUAUACCAGCUUUAUGUACUAAAAACAAAUGAUCAUUUAUUAUUAUUCCAUUUUUAUUAUUUUACGUUUUACCCAAGGCGUUCUGUUAUUUUUAGAAACGAUUGGAGAUUUUGUUAAAGCGAAUAUACAUGCCCACGACGUAUUUUUAUUUGUGGACCAUUGUGUUUAUAGAUGGGGAUUAAGUGAAUGACACUUUAAAGUGGAACCUUUUUUACUGAUGAAACGCUGUUUUAAAUGCUAUGACUGCUCCUUUAUUUGGAAACCGUAUUGUCGGCCAAGCAGGUUUGGAAUCUCAGAAAAAGCAUUGUCUCGAAGCACAUACAAGUAGUCUAGCUUACUCAAAGUAAGAGAUUUGAAAAAUCUCGGUCAUUGUCUUGUUUCGGGUUAUUCAUGUAUGCACACUCUUGCGCGUGAAAUGGUAUUUGUUUGCUGCUGUAACUUUUUGGCAUGAAUAAAUAGCGAAAUGCAAUAUGCACAG
Lingula anatina is the source of this 7681-nucleotide messenger RNA. RefSeq names its product sacsin. The record is from RefSeq and is a predicted model, not a curated record. Lineage: Eukaryota; Metazoa; Brachiopoda; Lingulata; Lingulida; Lingulidae.